Pestalotiopsis fici W106-1 is the source of this 618-nucleotide messenger RNA. RefSeq names its product Protein bli-3. NCBI's taxonomy places the organism in Eukaryota, Fungi, Ascomycota, Sordariomycetes, Amphisphaeriales, Sporocadaceae. The transcript is spliced from 2 exons. The record is from RefSeq and is a predicted model, not a curated record. The coding region runs from base 1 to 618 and encodes 205 amino acids.
AUGUCGUCCUUUUCCAACACGAACACUGGCUCCAAGCCCGCCGACCCUUACACGGCCACCAACAAGGAUGAGCCCAGCCUCCAGGAGAAGUUUACUGCCCUUGACAAGUUCAUCGAUGCUCGCAAGUUUGGCAUGAUGACCACCCAUGAGCCUAGCAGCGGAAAGCUAGUCUCCCGGUGUAUGGCUGUCGCUGCCAAGGAGGCUAAUGGCACCGACCUCCUCUUCUUCACCAACACCGAGUCCAACAAGACGGACGAACUCAAGAGUGACCCUCAAGUCAACAUCAGCUUCAUCGACGGCUCGGGACAAUGGGCUUCGGUCUCUGGAAAGACUUCCAUUGAAACGGACCGCAGCGUAGUGAAGAAGCAUUACAGCUCAAGCUUGAAGGCGUGGCUAGGCGACCUCGGAGACGGAAAGCACGACGGCUCUGAAAACGACCCUCGCAUUGGAGUUAUUCGGGUCAAGAUUGAUACUGCUACAUACUCUCUCUCGGACAAGACGAUCGUUGGUUUUGCUAUCGAGGUGGCCAAGGGCGCCGUGACUGGAGACACGGCAUCCGUCAACAAGUUGCGGGAGAUUACUUCUUCGGAAGUCCAGCAAUGGCGCACAAAGGCAUAA